Colletotrichum higginsianum IMI 349063 is the source of this 2334-nucleotide messenger RNA. RefSeq names its product ATPase. Gene Ontology annotation, cellular component: cytoplasm. The coding region runs from base 1 to 2334 and encodes 777 amino acids. The transcript has 2 exons. The record is from RefSeq and is a predicted model, not a curated record. NCBI's taxonomy places the organism in Eukaryota, Fungi, Ascomycota, Sordariomycetes, Glomerellales, Glomerellaceae. Gene Ontology annotation, molecular function: ATP binding; ATP hydrolysis activity.
AUGGCCAAGACCAUCGAUGGCAAGGUCCGCCCCCUCGCGCCAUUUGACAAGACACUCGAAAAGUCGACGCUAAAAGGCGCGUCCCGGAUCUAUGUCAACCGGGACUCCCUCAUCCAGCUCACUGGCAGCGUCGACAACGGACGGCGCUGCGUUGUGACGAGAAACGUCGCUCAGGAUGCGGCCAAGUCCACGUCCACAACGGAGCCGUUGCAUCGCGAGGCGGCUCUGUGGACUUUGUCCGACAAGAACAUCAGCCCCAACAUCAUCCUCAUGAGCGAGGCGUACCGCGAGGCCUGCGGGUUCGAGCUGGGCGACCAAAUCACCAUCACCAUGUGCGAGAAGACCGUCAUCCCCGACGCCGAGGCCGUGAACAUCCUACCCGUGACUACGUCGGAGAGAGAAAGAGCCGAGAUUAGUGCGUGGGAAGGCGCCUGGAUUGGGGUGAUUCGGUUCUAUCUCGGGCGCGCCGAACAUGUGUUCCCUGGCAUGAAGUUUGAGUGUGUGGCGCCAGGGGCCAAGCAGAUGUUCAGGAUUACAACCGUCGACGGUCAAACAGACAACGUCGCCCGCUACGUCGUUUCAACAAUACCGAGCAUUGUCUCCAGCGAAGAGGAAGAAGAGCCUGUUCAAGAGGUCGUCCGGGACGUGACACGGCUCGUUGUCUCCAACAUUCCGGGUCUGCACGCCGAAGAGAAGAGGCUGAGGAGCUUCCUCCGCGGCUUCAACACCAACUUCGUCUACAAGGGCCAGCAGAAGUCCUGCGGCAUCGUCAUCCACGGCGGUCGGGGCACCGGCAAGUCGUACAUCCUGAGCCGUAUAGCGGCCACGGGCUGGGGUAGGGUCUUCCGCAUAGAGGAGAACGACAAGUCGUCCACGGUGGAGGAGAUCUUCAAGCAGGCGCGGACGAUGCAGCCCAGCAUUAUUCUUAUCGAUGGCCUGCAGGCCUUGAUCGGAAAAGACAGGGCGAACUCCACGGCCAUCAUCCAGAGAUUGGGACAGCAGCUCGACCAGCUGGCCGAGGAUGCGGUGAACAACGGCACCCUGCCCAAGGUCGUCGUUGUCGCCACUUGUCUGGACUACAUGACCGACGUGCCGCCUGAGCUCCAGAAGAGGACGAGGUUCGAACGAAACAUCCCCCUCUCUAUACCCAAUGCAGAGGGCAGGUUAGAGAUCCUCAAAUCGUUUGACAUACCCGUGCAGCCAGAGGUCAAGGACGUAAUGCUGGUCAAGUUGUCACAACAGACGCACGCUUUCAACGCAAGCGAUCUCGACAGGCUCAUUGAGAACUCGAUGAUCAUCUCGGCGGAGCGGCUGGACCCAGACGAGACGGGGUACGACGAGGAGACGAUGGGGACGCCGUACCUCUCGCGCGAGGACCUGGAGCAGGCACUGCGCUCUACAAGACCAACAGCCAUGCACGACGUGAACCUAAAGCCCCCAACGAUCCACUGGCAGGACGUCGGUGGCCAGGAGAGCCUCAAGAAGGCCCUGCGCAACAUGAUCACUCUCACGACGACAAAUGACCCGACGGUCCAGAAGCUCAUCCUGACACCGCCCAAGGGUCUCCUCCUCUACGGCCCGCCGGGCUGCUCUAAGACUCUGUCGGCGCAGGCCAUGGCGACCGAGUCGGGGUUCAACUUCUUCGCCGUCAAGGGCGCGGAGCUGCUCAACAUGUACGUGGGCGAGUCGGAGCGGGCGGUGCGGCAGCUGUUCGAGCGGGCGCGCGCCGCGAGCCCCAGCAUUAUCUUCUUCGACGAGAUCGACUCCAUCGGCGGGCAGCGCGCCGGCGGCGGCGCGGCCGCCAAGAGCCAGGGGUCCGUCAACAUGCUUACGACGCUGCUCACCGAGAUGGACGGCUUCGAGGCGCUGUCUGGGGUGCUGAUCCUCGCGGCGACGAACCGACCGGAGGCUAUGGACCCGGCGCUACUUCGCCCCGGCCGCUUCGACCGCAUCGUGUACGUCGGUCCGCCAGACGCCGCGGGGCGCGAGGCGGUCUUCAACCUAUACCUGCGGAAGCUGCCGCUCGCGGCCGACGUGGACGUGGCGGAGCUCUCGCGGUUGUCUGAGGGCUUCUCAGGCGCCGAGAUCAAGCAAAUCGUCAACGUCGCGACGGAGCCGGCGUUGAAUAAGACGCUGAACAAGACGUCGGGGCAGGGAGCGGCGGACGGCGGAGCCAGGCUGGACGGCGGCGAGAUGGCACAGGACCAGGUGCGGGUGUGCAUGCAAGACAUCGUCGAGGCCAUCAAGUCUGUGCCCAAGGGCAUCACACAACAGAUGCUGGACGGGUAUGAGAAGUGGUCGAAGCAGUUCAUGAAGCACCAGAACCAGAAGUAG